Molecule: messenger RNA, 1432 nt
Organism: Pyrgilauda ruficollis (rufous-necked snowfinch)
Lineage: Eukaryota; Metazoa; Chordata; Aves; Passeriformes; Passeridae
Gene: CKMT2
Product: creatine kinase, mitochondrial 2
Exons: 10
Coding region: 206-1321 (371 amino acids)
Biological process (GO): phosphocreatine biosynthetic process
Cellular component (GO): mitochondrion
Molecular function (GO): creatine kinase activity
Source: RefSeq, a predicted model, not a curated record
UUGGUUUCCCUCACCUCCCUGUGCCCGUCUCAGGUUACCCGGGCUCCUGUCCGUGCCCAGCCUCUGCUCCCUCCACACUCUGGGCUCGCUGCAGGCAGCAGGACGUCCCUACCUCCAGCUCCAAGGUAGACAACCUGCGCAGUCUGUGGCGUCUCCAGCGUGGGAGGCUUCCAAGAGCUGCCAGAGAAGCGUCUGUCAGGGAGGAAUGGCUGGCACCUUCUGCCGUCUCCUGGCCGGGCGCGCGGCGCCGGCGCUGUUUGCCGCCGCGGGCACGGGCGUGCUGGCCACGGGCUACCUGCUGGGCCAGCACAACUCCGUCAGCGCCGCCGUGCAGGAGAAGAGGAAGCUCUUUCCGCCCAGCGCUGACUACCCCGACCUGCGCAAGCACAACAACUGCAUGGCCGAGUGCCUGACCCCGGGCAUCUACUCCCGCCUCCGGGACAAGAUGACCCCCAACGGCUACACCCUGGACCAGUGCAUCCAGACCGGGGUGGACAACCCCGGCCACCCCUUCAUCAAGACAGUGGGCAUGGUGGCUGGGGACGAGGAGUCCUACGAGGUGUUUGCUGAGAUUUUUGACCCUGUCAUUAAAGCCAGGCAUAAUGGCUACGAUCCACGGACAAUGAGGCACCACACCGACCUGGAUGCAUCCAAGAUCACCCACGGGCAGUUCGACGAGCGCUACGUGCUGUCGUCGCGGGUGCGCACCGGGCGCAGCAUCCGCGGGCUGAGCCUGCCGCCCGCCUGCACCCGCGCCGAGCGCAGGGAGGUGGAGAACGUGGUGGUCACCGCGCUCUCGGGGCUGCGGGGCGACCUCUCGGGCAAGUACUACAGCCUGACCAGCAUGACCGAGCGGGAGCAGCAGCAGCUCAUCGACGAUCACUUUCUCUUUGACAAGCCCGUGUCCCCUCUGCUGACAUGUGCAGGGAUGGCCCGUGACUGGCCGGACGCCCGAGGCAUCUGGCACAACAACGAGAAGACAUUUCUCAUUUGGAUUAAUGAAGAGGACCACACCAGGGUGAUCUCCAUGGAGAAGGGUGGCAACAUGAAGCGUGUCUUUGAAAGGUUCUGCCGUGGAUUGAAAGAGGUAGUGUCUCAGCACAGCUGCGAGAUCAGCAGUGCACAGGUGGUGACACAGCCCCCAGGUGUUGUCCCCAGCUUUGCUGUUGAGCUGAGCUCCUGCCAGCCUGUGGACAUGCAUGUGGAGCUAGUCCAGAUUGUCAUCGACGGGGUCAACUACCUUGUUGACUGUGAGAAGAAACUGGAAAAAGGCCAAGACAUCAAGGUGCCACCCCCCCUGCCUCAGUUUAGCAGGAGAUGAAGCUGCUGGUGAUGGCCGCAGCUGAGGGUAAACGUGGCUGCCAUUCUGAUGGAAAGGCACCCCUGUACAUCUCUGUAUAAAUGCAUUGUGUAAUAAAACACUGCCUGACAA